AUGCCAACAAUUGACGCUCCAUCAUCAUCACCUAUUUUAAUUGAUGGACCAAUUGAUGUUCAACAAGCACCUGCUCGUGUUCGUCAUUAUUUCAUGUUUUCACUCUUUUCGGCUAUUUGUUUAUGUCCAGCAACAGGUCUUGUUGCAUUGGCUUAUUCAUUAAAAAGUUCAGCUAAAGCUGAUGUAAAAUUUCAUGAUAAAGCUCGACUUUAUUCGCGUCGUGCAUUACUUUGGAAUUUAAUUUCCAUUGUUCUUGCUUUAUGCUCAGUUUUUAUGGUUUUGGCUUUUUGUUAUUAUUUCAAUGAAAUGGUAAAAGUUUAUGGAAAUUCAGCCGACAGUAUUUAUCAAAAACAACGUUAUAAUGAAAUAAAUAACGAAAUAAAUAGAAUGAUUCAAUCAUUCACAAAUGACAAAUAA
This is a messenger RNA of Rotaria sordida, 417 nucleotides long. The record is from the annotation of a GenBank genome assembly. Lineage: Eukaryota; Metazoa; Rotifera; Eurotatoria; Philodinida; Philodinidae.